CUUGGAAGGAAUGUGGAGGAGGGAGUGGGUUCUUCGGAACCGACCGCCUUUGGGGAGGAUGGCCAACAGAACUGUUCAUCUCCCUCUGAAUUCUAGAACUUUCCUGCUCAGCUGCAGAAAAGAAGACAAAAGCUUUGUCCUGAAUCUGCCACCCCGCCUCCCGACAGUGUUGAAGAGAGAGAUGGGAUUGUCACAGCUGUGUCCACACUGGAAAAAUGAGAGUUGGCAGCAAGAAGGUCCCUUGCACUGAGUGGCCUUCUUCCUUCCUUCCUUCCUUCCUUCCAUUGUUCCAUUCUGGGACUGGUUCUUAAGUAGACAAGGCUCAGGAUAGCCUUGAACUCCUGAUCCUCCUGCCUCCACUUCCCAAGUGCUGGAUUUCCUCACCAAGUGCAUUAGGUGCUGUGGAUGACAUCCAUGACUUUGUGCACACAAAGCGCACACUUGGCAAGCACUCUAGGACUAAGUUACGACCCCAGCCUCCGUGGGACUCUCUGUAGAGCCUACAGAAGCCGAUCCUAAAGAGGAGUGUCCAGCAAGGUGACCCAGGUAGCCGGCACCGAUUCUGACGGACGGGCCCUGCUUCAGCGCUGCUAGGUGGAAUCCCGGAGUCUCGACAUUCGCCGUCCUUGUAGACCAAGGAGGAGCUGAAACGGCUCCCGAACUCCAUGAAUCUCCACACCCCUCUCGCCCGGUCGCCACGGCUGCUGCUACCGAGCCUGCUGCUGCUGCUGCUGCCGGACCGCGCGAAAGCCCCUUCCAGUGUAUCCGUGCAGGUGCCCACUAAUGUGACUGGCUUCUUGAAUGAGUCUACCGCCUUGUUAUGUAGUCUGAUGUCUACUGAGAAUGUGACAGUCACCCAAGUAACCUGGAUGAAGAACAACCCAGAUGGCUCCCGCUCUACCGUGGCUGUCUUCCACCCCACCAAGGGACCCAACAUCCCAGACUCAGAAAGGAUGACGUUCUUGGCCCCCAACCUGAACGGGCAUCCUUGGAACGCAUCUCUGGCCAUUUCCCACGUGCGAGCCGAAGAUGAAGGCAUCUAUGAAUGUCAAUUUGCCACAUUCCCCACAGGCAGCAAGAGCAACAGUGUACAUCUGCGGGUGCUUGCCCGACCUACAAACAUUGCAGAGGCCCUGACGCCUUCUCCUACCUGGAAGCUGCAGGACUUAGCUAAGUGCACCUCCACUGGCGGUCGCCCUCCACCGCAAAUUAACUGGCUCUCAAACCUAAAUGGAAGCGAACGCCGUGAAACUACGGAGCCAGGGCCCCAGCCUGGCACCUUCACAGUCACCAACUUCUUGUCCUUGAUGCCCUCGAGGCUUGCCGAUGGCAAGAACAUCACCUGCAGAGUGAAACAUGAAAGCUUCCAGGAGCCGGAGCUGCUAACUGUGACCCUCUCUGUGCCCUAUCCGCCUGAAGUGUCCGUCUCUGGCUCUGAGGGAAACUGGUAUGAAGGUCGUACUGACGUGGCCCUGUACUGUGAUGCUCAAAGCAAACCAGAGCCCACUGCCUAUGAAUGGAGCACGACUACAGGUCCUCUGCCCAACAACACUGAGGCCCAGGGCAAUCGGCUCCUAAUCCACAAGGUGAACAAGACCACUAUCAAUAAUGUGACCUUCGUCUGCAAUGUCACCAAUGCCCUAGGAUCUGGGCAGAACCAAAUAACGGUCCAUGUUAAAGAGUCUGUGCCAUCAGUCCUAGGCACGGCCACCAUCAUCGGCAUCGUCGUCGCUGCUGCACUUCUCACACUUAUAGGAUUCUGGUGUUAUUGUGUUCGAUCUCGGCGGUCCAGGUCCGAUUCCAGGUCCAAUUCCAGGCCCUCAGCGGAGGCGUAUUCACCUGUGAACAACAACAUCAACUCUACCAAUGACAUAGAGAUGAACAGCAUGAAUUCCCAUAACUGAAGAACUUAAAGCUUCAACAACUGGAACCACACAGAUAGAUGAAGAAGCCUCCGGAGAGACUGACUGCCCAGUGUGGUGAUUGCCAAACGUUCGGGGGUCUCCCAGGACCCUAGUAAAUUCCACAUUGUCAGAAAGCACUCAUGGAGCCCAGUGUGGUAGCCCACACCGUCAUUCCAGCAGGAGGACAAACACAAGCUUGCGUCUAGCCUGGGCUACAGAGUGAAGCCCGUGUAUACGCAGACAAGCAAACAAACAGGCUUGAGGGCCUGGGAAACUGGAACAAAAGCCGAAGUCUUUCCGUGGGUAAGAUAAAUCCUCUACCUCAUGUUGGACCGUGAAGAAUGUUCAAGGAGCUGAAAGACUUUGGCCACUGAAAUUCAACUUGAGAAUCUCUUUAAUAACUGAGUAAUUCAGGGCUCUCCACUCUCUUGCCAAGGUCUCACUAUGUAGCCAAGGCUAGGCUCAAACUCACAGAGAUCCGUCUGCCUCUACCUCCCAAAUGCUGGGGUUAAAGGUGUGAGCCAUAAUACCCUUCUCAGUCUCCCUUUUGAUAAAGUGAAGUAAAGAAGAUAUAUUUAUUUUUAAAAGCUGUAUCAUUUUGUAUGUAUUUUUGAGACAGUUUUAUAUAGCCCAGGCUAGCCUCAAGCUUACUAUGUAAGCAAGAAUGAUCUUACUAAUUUAUUCUAACUUAUUUGUUUUCAAGCAUAAACAUCCCCCACCCCCGUCCCCUCCCCUCUCCUCUCAAUCCGUUAGUCUCCUUAAUUCUCCCAGGACAUCAUUCUGAUUUAUGUUUUAACUGCAGACGUUGUUUUAUUUAACUAUAUAAAAAUCUGUGAACCACAAAUGAAAGAAAAUGUAUUUGUCUUUCUGAGGCUAACUCAAUUUAUUUAAUAUGAUUCUUUCCGCUUGUAUCCAUUUUCCUGCGAAUGAUGGAACCUUGUUUUUCCUUGUGGCUGAAAAAUCCCCAAUGUGUGUGUACCACCUUUUCUUUACCCAUUCCUCUGUGGGUGCACACCAAGGACGGUUCCGUAUCUGAGUUAUUGUGCCCAGCCUGCAGUAAACACCAGCAUGCAAGUGUCUCUGUGAUCUGUCAACCUGGAAUUUUGCAGACAAAUCCCCGGGAAUGGCAUAGCUGAGUCAUGUGGGCUGUGGAUUCCAGCUUUGGAGGAAAUUGUGUGCUGACUCCCACCCGUGUGGGGACGAGUCUGCAUCUGCACAGUGAUGUGUAAAGGUUCCAUUUGUCUG
Myodes glareolus (Bank vole) is the source of this 3149-nucleotide messenger RNA. The record is from RefSeq and is a predicted model, not a curated record. Lineage: Eukaryota; Metazoa; Chordata; Mammalia; Rodentia; Cricetidae.